CAUGGUCAGUCAGGGUUGUGUAAGACUUGCCAGCCUCACCUGCCCUGGGGAACUUGAUCAAGAUAAGAAAAAGGAAACACCAGAAGAAACAGAAAACGUCAACAAGGUGCAACUGGAGAAACAAAUCCAAGAUGAAGAAACUGAAGCUGAAGCUGAAGAGGCAGAUAAAGCCAUACUUGAGAGGAGUGAUUCAGUGAAAACGGAAUGUCCCCCCCAGGCAGAGAAACAAAUCCAAGAUGAAGAAACUGAAGCUGAAGCUGAAGAGGCAGAUAAAGCCAUACUUGAGAGGAGUGAUUCAGUGAAAACGGAAUGUCCCCCCCAGGCAGAGAAGCAAAUCCAAGAAGAGGAAUGUGAAACUAAAGAGGCAGAUAGAUCUGAGGGAACUGAGUUGGGGAAACUUCCCUCCCAGCUAGAGCAGCUGCCUGAUAACGUCAUGCUGGCAGGCGUCAAGAUCCAGGCCUGGUGGCGAGGCACACUGGUGCGCCGAACCCUGCUGCUUGCAGCCCUCAACGCUUGGACCAUUCAGUGCUGGUGGAGAGAGGCAAAGGCCAGGCUGCAGGGGAGGAAGUUACAUGAGGUGAUGCGCUACAGACUGAGCUGCCUUCGCAUCAAACCUGGGAAUCCCCUGUGAACCCACGGGUACCUAAGGACCUUUUUCCAUGACCUAGGAGGGCGAUGAACUUGAUUUUCUUCAACUGUUUCCGUAACUGUUUUUGUGAAGUAUUGACCACUACAUGAAAGAAAGUGUGAUUGUUUGUGGAGUGCGGGAAAGG
Mus caroli (Ryukyu mouse) is the source of this 773-nucleotide messenger RNA. Its product is annotated as IQ domain-containing protein F3. Gene Ontology annotation, molecular function: calmodulin binding. Lineage: Eukaryota; Metazoa; Chordata; Mammalia; Rodentia; Muridae. The record is from RefSeq and is a predicted model, not a curated record.